GAUUUGGAAUGCAGCCCUGGAAUGUCGCUACAAGCUUUCCAGCUAGCCAGUUGCUAAUCAAUCAGCACAGCAGCAACGAAAACUUUUACAGGGAGAUUAUGACUGCUGAUUAUAUUCGGGUAGUGGCGCUGUGAAAAAUAACACUUAGCUAACGUAGCUACGUGUAGAAAAUUACCAGCAAAACCGUGCGGGUUGGCAGAGGACUAAUAUCCAGCUGUCACGAAUACUAGCACAGGUCCAUGACAAUCAACUGUUUUUCUGGAGCCACGCAGCUGCAACCAAGUAACUCAGAAAGAUGAACAUCGAUGACAAGUUGGAUGGAAUCCUGAUUCGAUGUGGCACUGUGAACCUGCACCACUCAGCGCAAACUUUAGCACCCUCUGGGGUGGACAAAAGGGGAGGAGCAGGAGGAAGUUUGGAUAUGUCGCUUGGAGAAAAGAGCUUGGCCAAUCAACCCCUGCUUGCUGAUGAUGAUGAUGAGGAGGAAGAUGAUGAUGAAGAUCUGGCUGGUGGCACACUGACCUCACACAACCUCAUCUCACACGAUGCACUUAUGGUUCAUGAGGAGACGGUGAAGAGCAAUGCAGUGGGAGAACAAGACUUCUCUCAGCGGCUUUCUCACAAGCUACCAUACACUCUACACAUGCCUGUGAAUAUUAAACAGGAACUGAAGCUGUCCAACCCAUUAAUUCUCAAUAAAAAGGACAAGAAACAGGAGACUGACCUUACAGAAUGUCACAAAAAGAAGAAGAGAAAGCAGCGGUCUCCUGCAAAGAUUCUUACCAUUAAUGAAGAUGGCUCACUGGGACAUCAGAAUCCAAAGUCACACAUCUGCGAGCACUGCAACGCUGCUUUCCGAACAAAUUACCAUCUACAGAGACAUGUCUUCAUCCAUACGGGAGAAAAGCCUUUUCAGUGCAGUCAGUGUGACAUGCGUUUCAUUCAAAAGUACCUGUUGCAAAGACAUGAGAAAAUUCACACAGGAGAAAAGCCAUUUCGAUGUGAUGAGUGUGGGAUGAGAUUCAUCCAGAAAUAUCAUAUGGAAAGACACAAGAGGACGCACAGCGGGGAGAAGCCCUAUCAGUGUGAUUACUGUCACCAGUACUUCUCCAGGACUGAUCGAGUCUUGAAGCAUAGACGUAUGUGCCAUGAAAAUAAGGAGAGAAAGGUCCAUAAAGCAGUUGCCAAAGAUGGCCUUCUUCGCAGCACAGAAACACUUGCAUUCUCCUUCCCAUCCAAGGAGAGCACUCUACCUAAGAAAAAGCGUCAGAAGUCCACUGAUAAGAACAGCACCUCAGUCCAAAACACUGCUAUCACAGACAAAGCUGUGGAGGGUGGUGAGAAGAAGGAAGAGGAUAGACUCGGCAAAAAUGAAUGUCUUCCUCUUUAUGACGUUGCCAUCAAGGUAAAGGAUGAGUAUGUAGUGACAGAAUAUUCUGUUGAACUCCCAGAUUGUUCUCCAGGAAGCAGGCAGAUUACUGGGGAGGCAUCUUCUGAUGAGAUCAUGCCUCCAAAGAUAGUGCUGAAGAAGAUUGCUAGCAAGAAGAAUGUAAAGCAGCAGCCCUUGGAACACUCGCAGCUUUUGUCACCUUUGUCAUCAUUUGAGGAGGGAAAAGUCACAAGAUAUACAUUUGAAAUUGUUGAUAACAAGGGCAUAUUGGAUGCAGAGCCAAGCCCUGACUUGGAGACUGUCGAUCCGCUCCAGGUUGGGCCUACAAAGCCCUCUGGCAGCAGCACAAACUAUGAUGAUGCCAUGCAGUUUCUCAAGAAGAAGCGUUACCUCCAGGCGACCACGGCCAAUAACAGUCGGGAAUAUGCGCUGAAUGUGAACAGCAUCUCCUCACAGCCUUCAGUUACUCAGGCAGCUGUGGCCACUGUUAUAGAUGAGACUGUACCUGCCACAAUCCUAUCCGAGACUCAGACUCUGAACGUGGAGAUCAAAGCGAGCCAUGAGAAGAAUGUGCUCCCUGAUGAAGUCCUGCAGUCACUCCUGGAUCACUACUCCAUUAAGGCCAAUGGACAGCCAGAGAUCAGCUUCAGUGUAGCAGAUACAGAAGUAACUUCCAGCAUCUCCAUCAAUUCAUCUGAUGUUUCGGAGAGUAGCCCUACUGAGGCAUUGGGCACUAGCUCCCAAGCACCCACUGCAGAGAAAGCUAGUCUUCUGCAAGAGUAUUCAAAGUUUCUCCAACAAGCGUUGGAGAGGACCAGUCAGAAUGACAGCUACCUGAACAGCCAGAGCCUAGCAUUUGUGAAUGAUGGUGCAAGCCUUGGUGGGCAGCCCUUAUUUUCUACAGAUAAACAGUUUGGUUCUCCAAGUCGGUUUAGAUCAGGUAUGAACUCUCCUCUGAGACUGGACAAACCUCACUUUGGUCUUUUAGUGGAUUCCCAACACUCAUUCUCUUUUUCGGGUGAUGAAACCAACCCAUCUUCUGUGUCACCAACUGAGGACUUUCUGGAGCAGGUGUCCCCCAAAAAGACAGACACUCAGGGCAUCACUCAAACGUUUCAGAUUGCCACUUUUGAUCAGAACUUCCGAUCUCAGUUCCAGACGUCCCGGUCUGGACUGUCUUCACAAUACAGUGUCUCCAAUGGACAGGUCACCAUAAGAAGUCAUGGAGGAACAGACUUUCCAGAAUUUUCUCUUGUUAACGUUACUGAAACCAGAACUCAAAUGAGCUCCUCUCCAGAUGCUACAAGCAGCCACACGUUUGGUUGAAAAAACAAAAAUAAAGCUAUUUAAAAUUUUAGUCAUUUAAAAGCACUUUAUACUCUUGCUCUGCGAAUGUAAGCAGCACCGUAUUGGUUGUUCAUCUCAUGGCAAGCAUUUGAACUCCAGAAGUUCUCAUUCUAUUUGCUGGUUACUUUAAUCAUGCAAGGAUGAGAAUCAUUUUAGGAAGUUGUUUUUGUUCUUCAGCACACUCAUUUAAUGUCUGUAUACAUGUAAAAGGCACUUUUCUGUAUUUUUUGUUAAUUCAGUCAGUUCAUUUGAACAUCAUACUGCACAACCAGUCUCUCUAAGAGAGAAUUUAUUCCUUAGAGGUACAAACAGAUAAGCUCUUAAAUUGCCAAUUUAAACUCAUGAAUUCAUAAUUUUAUAUAAUGAAAUUCUCAGAUAUUUUUGCACAACACUAUGAAGGUAAUAUUCAUUUUAAAGAAAAGCAUUUAAAUUAUAAUGGAACUAGGUACCUUGAUUGACACCUUAAUUUUUUUCUUUGUACAAAAAAAGGUGUCCAUCCAUGGCACUAAUAUGCCAUGACCAUAAGAGAUACAAUUCAUUUAGAUUAUACUGGGAGAGUAUACCUCAAAUACAGCAUGGUGUAAUUAAUAAAGAUAUCAAAAUUUGAGUGCAUUCCUGAAGUUCAAUUUUUCAGUAAUGAAAAAGGUAGGCUUGAAGUAGGCUUACCUGAAAAGUUGUGUUUUCCUGCAUGUAGUGCCUUUUUGUGUAUCUGUGAAAUAUUCAUACAUACCCUUAACUGCCUUUCUUUACCAAUCUUUUGUUUAGUUUUGACUAUGAACCUAAAGAAGUUAAUAGUUUUAAAAUUAGCUGACCUAUUAAAUUUGCACUUAGGCUUCAUGGGCAAAAUCAGUGCUCUUUAUACCUAGGACUUUCAAUCCAACUGGAGAUACAAAACCCAGCCUGAAUUAUGGUGUUAUUGGUCUCUUUUUGAAGCACCGGUUCUAAUUUCCUCAUUACAAUUAUGGAGAUAUUUUAUAGGGUCAGAUAUUGGUGAUGUCUUUAUUUGCUAUGUCAUUUUAUUGUGUGUUUGGUAGUUAGCAAGCAAAUAUCUGAAAUUGGGAAAUUACAGUUGAGUCAUGUAACUUUAAUCAUUGUCCUUGAAAUAUGAACUAAAGUUUGCCUUGUCUAUCUCUAAACUGACAUUUGUGUAUUCACUGCAUUGUUUGAUGAAACAAAUGGUGCAUGACUUUGAUCUUUGGUACAUUUAUUUAGUAUUUAUAACCAUACAUAUUCUUGUUAUACAUCUUUUCAUUGAAUGAUGAAUCACUUCAGCAUACUGGCUUUGUAUGAUUCGGUCCCCCCCAGGGAAGGGGGUGUUUGAAAUGUCUUAACCAAGUCCAUAAGCUGUAAUUCAUAGAUGCUGGUUUUCAAAGCCUACAAGUGUGCCAUGCUAAACUACAGACCAAAUUUGAUCUACAUUGUAAAGAGAUCUUUAAUAUAAAUUGCUGUUACUCAUAAUUCAUUUGGAAACAUUCCCUUAUUUGACUCAGAUGUGUGUCUUGCUAUAUAUAUAUAUAUAUAUAUAUAUAUAUAUAUAUAUAUAUAUAUAUGCGUGCCAUAUGUGUGUAUGUUGUACAUUUAGAGCUGCACAUUUUGUUUUGUGUAUGCUAAGAGUGAGAUGGAGAAAUUGGAGCUUUUUGUGAACUCUGGAUUUUUAGAUGAAUGUACUCUGUUAAUUCAGUCUGCAUAAUCCUGUUGGUUCUGGCCUCAAUGAACACUGCUCAUGUUACUAUAGAUUCAUAGAGACUAGUUCUGUUUUCUUUUCUCUCCCUGUCUCUCUUCCUGUAGUUGAAGAUCACACAGUAGAUAAUGUCAUUUUACAUCUUAAAAGCUCAUAACUCUAUUUCUCAUUAAUAUAGGAAUUGUUUAAUUUUUCUACUAGAUGCACUAAUAUCAAAUCACUCAACAGAUAUCAGCUCUAUAUAUCAUGCACCUCUUGAGCACAAGUAAAAGUGUUUUUUUGUUUUGUUUUUUAAAUGGUAGUUGGUCCUGGAUUAAAAUUCAUCAGGUUUCCAAUCAGACAGGAUGUUCCUCAAGUCAAAAUAAAGUGAACACUUUUAUUUGCCUUGUAGGAUAGUAGUAUUAUUUUCUGUUACUGCUACAGUCAGUUGCAUAAAUUCUGUGAUUUUAUUAUUUUUUCUUUUGCCUUUAUUUACAUCCCAUACAUUGGAAUUAUGGGAGCAUUGUUAUUGAUGGAUACAUUUCCCCCCCUUGUUUAGAUUGACACAAUUAACUGUUCUGAAGCAGUGGUGGUUUCUGAACUUCUUAGUUAUAGACAUUAUCAAGUUGAUGUGGGAUGCAUGUCCACUGUUUUAUAUACACUGGUUAUAUUUUUUAUAUGUAUGCAUUCUAUUGUAGCCAAAUUACUACCAUAGAACACCAUUCAUUUUAUGCAAUAUGAUGUAUAGAACGUGGAGGGAAACUUUUUUUUUCUUUUCUUUUCUUUCUUGAUUGCAUCUCUUGUGUAUGUCCCUUUUGAAAUACAACUGAAGAGUUCA
Molecule: messenger RNA, 5235 nt
Organism: Ictalurus punctatus (channel catfish)
Lineage: Eukaryota; Metazoa; Chordata; Actinopteri; Siluriformes; Ictaluridae
Gene: znf148
Product: zinc finger protein 148
Exons: 7
Coding region: 296-2716 (806 amino acids)
Biological process (GO): regulation of transcription by RNA polymerase II
Molecular function (GO): RNA polymerase II cis-regulatory region sequence-specific DNA binding; DNA-binding transcription factor activity, RNA polymerase II-specific
Source: RefSeq, a predicted model, not a curated record